CGCGGGUCGGACAGACCGACAGAAACUGGCCAGCGGGAGAAGCACGCCCCGAUGACCGCGCCUGGCGAGACCUGCGCGGGGCCCAGGGUUUGGAACCAGACCGAGCCGGAGUCUGCUGCCUACCACCUGCCCAGCCUGUGCUUCCUGAGAACACUGGGGGUCUGGGUACCUCCCCUGUACCUCUGGGUCCUCGGCCCCAUCUACCUCCUCUACAUCCAUCGCCAUGACAAGGGUUACCUCCGGAUGUCCCCCCUCUUCAAAGUCAAAAUGGUCCUUGGCUUCUCCCUCAUCCUCCUCUACACCUUCAACGUGGCCAUGCCUCUGUGGAGAAUCCAGCAGGGAACGCCUCAGGCACCAGAGUUCCUCAUUCACCCCACAGUGUGGCUCACCACCAUGAGUUUUGCCAUGUUCCUGGUUCACAUGGAGAGGCAGAAGGGAGUCCGGGCGUCUGGGCUGAUGUUUGGGUACUGGCUGCUCUGCUGUGUCUUGCCCGGGACCAGUGCCAUCCAGCAGGCCUCCACAGGGAGCUUCCGGAGUGAGCCCCUGCGCCACCUGGCCACCUAUCUGUGCCUGUCCCUGGUGGUGGCGGAGUUUGUGCUGUCCUGCCUUGUGGAUCAGCCCCCCUUCUUUCCAGAAAACUCCCAGCUGCCGAAUCCAUGUCCAGAGGCUGGGGCAUCCUUCCCCUCCAAGGCCAUGUUCUGGUGGGCUUCAAGGCUGCUCUGGAGGGGCUACAAGAAGUUGCUGGGACCAAAAGACUUCUGGUCUCUUGAGAGAGAAAACUCUUCAGAAGAGCUUGUUUCUCAGCUGGACAGGGAAUGGAGGAGGAACCGCGCUGCUGCCCAGAGGGGAGGGAGGCAUGCUAAGGUGUUUAAAAACAAAGGUCCUAAUGACGUGGGGCCUCCUGAGACUGAGACCUUCCUGUGGCAAGAGGGGCCCCCGCGGGGCCCGCUGCUCAUGGCCAUCUGGAGGGUGUUCCGGUCCACCUUCUUGCUGGCCACCUUCAGCCUUGUCAUCAGCGACAUCUUCAGGUUCACUGUCCCGAAGCUCCUCAGCCUGUUUCUGGAGUUCAUGGGCAAUCCGGAGCCUCCGGCGUGGGAGGGCUUGCUCUUGGCCUUGCUGAUGUUCCUGUCAGCCUGUUUGCAGACGCUGUUUGAGCAGCAACACAUGUACAGGAUCAAGGUCCUCCAGAUGAGGCUGCGGACAGCCGUCACUGGCCUGGUGUACAGGAAGGUGUUGGCUCUGUCCAGUGGCUCCAGAAGGUCCAGCGCGGCGGGGGACGUGGUCAACCUGGUGUCGGUGGACGUGCAGCGGCUGGUGGAGAGCGUCCUGUACCUCAACUCGCUGUGGCUGCUGUUCUUCUGGAUCGCAAUCUGCUUUGUGUACCUGUGGCAGCUCCUGGGACCCUCUGCCCUCACGGCCAUCGUGGUCUUCCUAAGUCUCCUUCCUCUGAAUUUCUUCAUCACCAAGAGACGGAGCCAGCAUCAGGAAGAGCAGAUGAGACAGAAGGCCUCCCGCGCCCGGCUCACCAGUUCCAUCCUCAGGACCGUGAGGACCAUCAAGUCCCACGGCUGGGAGGAAGCGUUUCUGGAGAGGGUUUUGCACAUCCGGAGCCAGGAGCUCAGUGCGCUGAGGACCUCCAACCUCCUCUUCUCCGUGUCUCUUGUGUCCUUCCAAGUGUCGACCUUUCUGGUUGCUCUCGUCGUGUUUGCUGUCCAUACACUGGUGGCCGAAGAAAAUGCCAUGGAUGCAGAAAAGGCCUUCGUGACCCUCACCGUGCUCAGCAUCCUCAACAAGGCGCAGGCCUUCCUGCCCUUCUCCGCCCACUGCAUCGUUCAGGCUCGAGUGUCCUUUGAUCGCCUGGCCACCUUCUUGUGCCUGGAAGAAGUGGACCCCAGGGGCCUGGACUCAAGUCGCUCUGGGAGCACUCAGGAGAAGAACUGCAUCGCUGUACACAAUGGCACUUUCGCCUGGUCCCAGGAGAGCCUGCCCUGUUUGCACAGGAUCAACCUCACUGUACCCCAAGGCUGUCUGUUGGCUAUCGUGGGUCCAGUAGGGGCCGGGAAGUCCUCCCUGCUGGCUGCCCUCCUUGGGGAGCUGUUGAAGGUAGAAGGAUCCGUGAGUGUCAAGGGUCCUGUGGCCUACGUGCCCCAGGAGGCCUGGGUGCAGAAUACGUCGGUGGUGGAGAACGUGUGCUUCAGGCAGGAGCUGGACCUGCUCUGGCUGCAGAGAGUUCUGGAAGCCUGUGCCCUGGAGCCAGAUGUGGACAGCUUCCCUGCUGGUGUUCACACUCUAAUAGGGGAGCAGGGCAUGAAUCUCUCCGGGGGUCAGAAGCAGCGGCUGAGCCUGGCCCGGGCUGUGUACAGAAAGGCUGCUGUGUACCUGCUGGAUGACCCUCUGGCAGCCCUGGAUGCUCACGUCAGCCAGCAUGUCUUCAAUCAGGUCAUUGGGCCCAGUGGCCUGCUCCAGGGCACAACUCGGAUCCUCGUGACCCACGCGCUCCACGUCCUGCCCCAGGCUGACCAGAUCGUGGUGCUGGCAGAUGGGGCCGUUGCUGAGAUGGGCUCCUACCAGGAGCUUCUGAGCAGGAAAGGGGCCCUCGUGAGUCUUCUGGAUGGAACCAGACAGUCGAGAGGUGGCAGAGAAGGAGGGACAGAACCUGCAGCCUGCACCGAUGACCUUGGAGGCUGCCCUGGAGGUGGGAGGUCAGAGCUCAGAUCAGAGAGGUCUAUUGAGUCAGCCCCUGCGAGGGACAGUACCACUUCAGAGGCCCAGACGGGACCUCCUGUAGAUGACCCUGAGGGGGCAGGACAGCCAGCAGGCGAGGACAGCGUGCGCCACGGCCGGGUGAAGGCCACCACAUACCUGUCCUACCUGCGGGCCGUGGGCAUGCCACUCUGGGUAUACACACUCUUCCUCUUCUUCUGCCAGCAAGUGGCCUCCUUCUGCCAGGGCUACUGGUUGAGCCUCUGGGCAGACGAUCCAGUCGUAGGUGGGCAGCAGAUGCACACGGCCUUGCGAGGCUGGGUCUUUGGGCUCCUCGGCUGUCUCCAAGCCAUGGGACUAUUUGCUUCCACGGCGGCCGUGUUCCUGGGUGGAGUCCGGGCCUCGGGCCUGCUCUAUAGGAGGCUCCUGUGGGAUGUGGCCCGCUCUCCCAUUGGCUUCUUUGAGCGGACACCAGUUGGGAACCUGCUAAACCGCUUCUCCAAGGAGACGGACACCGUAGAUGUGGACAUCCCGGACAAAAUGAGGUCGCUGCUGAUUUACGCCUUUGGGCUCCUGGAGGUCGGCCUGGCCGUGACAAUGGCCACCCCUCUGGCCAUCAUGGCCAUCCUUCCACUGAUGUUCCUGUAUGCUGUUUUUCAGAGCCUGUACGUGGCCACCUCGUGCCAGCUGAGACGCCUGGAGUCGGCCAGCUACUCCUCCGUGUGCUCCCACAUGGCCGAGAGCUUCCAGGGCAGCGCCGUGGUCAGGGCAUUCCGGGCCCAGGGCCUCUUCGUGGCUCAGCACAGCGCGCUCGUGGAUGAAAACCAGAGGGUCAGUUUCCCGAGACUGGUGGCCGACAGGUGGCUGGCCACCAACCUGGAGCUCUUGGGGAAUGGCCUGGUGUUCGUGGCCACCACGUGCGCUGUGCUGAGCAAGGCUCACCUCAGCGCUGGCCUUGUGGGCUUCUCUGUCUCGGCCGCGCUCCAGGUGACGCAGACGCUUCAGUGGGUGGUCCGCAGCUGGACGGACUUGGAGAGCAGCAUGGUGGCCGUGGAGCGUGUGCGGGACUACGCUUGCACCCCCAAGGAGGCUCCCUGGAGCCUGUCCACCUGUGCAGCCCGGCCCCCCUGGCCUCGCGGGGGACAGAUCGAGUUCCAGGGAUUUGGGCUGAGGCACCGGCCGGAGCUGCCCCUGGCCGUGCAGGGCGUGACCCUGAAGAUCCACGCGGGAGAGAAGGUGGGCAUCGUGGGCAGAACGGGGGCUGGGAAGUCCUCCCUGGCUGGGGGCCUGCUGCGGCUGCAGGAGGCGGCUGAGGGCAGCGUGUGGAUUGAUGGGGUCCCUAUCGCCCACGUGGGGCUGCACACACUACGGUCCAGGAUCACCAUCAUUCCCCAGGACCCCAUCCUGUUUCCAGGCUCUCUGCGUAUGAACUUGGACCUGCUUCAGGAGCAUACUGAUGAGGCUGUCUGGGCUGCCCUGGAGACAGUGCAGCUCAAAGCCUUCGUGGCCAGCCUGCCUGGCCAGCUGCAGUAUGAGUGUGCUGGCCAGGGGGAUGACCUGAGCGUGGGUCAGAAGCAGCUCCUAUGCCUGGCACGGGCCCUCCUCCGGAAAACCCAGAUCCUAAUCCUGGAUGAGGCCACUGCCUCUGUGGACCCCGGGACGGAGCUCCAGAUCCAGGCAGCCCUCGGGCGCUGGUUUGCUCGGUGCACAGUGUUGGUCAUUGCUCACCGCCUGCGCACUGUGGUGGACUGCACCAGGGUCCUGGUCAUGGACAAGGGGCAGGUGGCAGAGAGCGGAAGUCCAGCCCAGCUGCUGACUCAGAAAGGCCUGUUUUACAGACUGGCUCAGGAGUCAGGCCUGGCAUGAACCCAGGCUGUCUGCAGUCCUCUUUGGGGCCACCCACAGAGCCUGUCAUGGUCAGACACACCGGUCAUCAGAGGUCACCAUGACCCUGCGUGACAUACAAGCUAGACUUCUCUCUGGAAGGACCCAGCAUCAUGUAGUUGGCCUGGGCAAAGUCACUCAACCUGGUCCUCUCGGGAGCCCAAGUGGACACUGGCUCUUGGCCCUGGCCACCCACUGGACUCACUUGGGGAGCACAAAGCCCAUGUCCACCCGAGAAUCAUCAGCUCACCUGGAGCAGCGGUGUGCGCAUUUCCCCAGGGGCACCUUAUUCUGGGGCCAUCUUGGACUUACAUGCAGUUUGAAGAAAUAAUCCAGAGAUCCGGUGGACUCUCUGCCACAUUUGUCCCAAGGAUAACAUCUAGCACCCGUCUAGACAAGAUACGAGUGAGACGCUGGCAUUUAUAGAAUCCCCGUCAUGUUUACAUUUCCCGUCUUGCUUGUGUUCAUUGGUGCAUAUAGAGGCCGUUGUCGUUGUGUUCCUUGUGAGAGACACAAGUAUCCCAGGCUAACAUGAAACUCCCUAUGUAUUCAAAAAUGACCUUGAACUUGCCAUUCUCUUGCCUCCACCUCCCAAGUGCUGGGAUGACAGGGAUGUG
This is a messenger RNA of Jaculus jaculus (lesser Egyptian jerboa), 5204 nucleotides long. RefSeq names its product ATP binding cassette subfamily C member 6 (gene Abcc6). The transcript is spliced from 31 exons. Gene Ontology annotation, cellular component: membrane. The record is from RefSeq and is a predicted model, not a curated record. Gene Ontology annotation, biological process: transmembrane transport. Gene Ontology annotation, molecular function: ATP hydrolysis activity; ATP binding; ABC-type transporter activity. The coding region runs from base 52 to 4569 and encodes 1505 amino acids. Lineage: Eukaryota; Metazoa; Chordata; Mammalia; Rodentia; Dipodidae.